AGAGAGAGAGAGAGAGAGAGAGAGAGAGAGAGGAAUAGUCGGACUGUGGAUCAUGGCUCCUCUCGGACUAAAAGCAAUUGUCGGAGAAAAGAUCAUGAACGAUGUCAUCAAGAAGGUUAAAACUAAAGGAGAAUGGAAGGUGCUGGUGGUGGACAAACUUAGCAUGAGAAUGGUGUCAUCCUGCUGUAAAAUGACAGAUAUUAUGUCUGAAGGAAUCACAAUUGUUGAGGACAUCACUAAACGGCGUGAACCCCUUCCCACUAUGGAGGCCAUUUAUCUUUUAACCCCAUCUGAUGAGUCUGUGGAGGGACUCAUUAAUGAUUUCAGAGAUCCCCGCGCCCCAACAUACAAAGGAGCUCAUGUCUUCUUCACAGAUGCUGUUCCAGACUCUUUGUUCAGCCUCCUCACCAAAUCCCGAGCAGCUAAAGUGAUGAAGACUCUGACUGAGAUUAACAUCGCCUUCCUCCCCUAUGAGUCACAGGUGUUCUCUGUGGACAGAACUAACGUCUUUCAGGACUUUUACAGCCCAUUUAAAGCUGAUGUAAAAAACCAGAUGCUGGAGCGCUUGGCGGAGCAGAUCGGCACUCUGUGUGCCACCCUGAAAGAAUAUCCAGCUGUCAGAUACAGAGGAGACUAUAAAGACAAUGCCAUUCUGGCUCAGAUGCUGCAGGACAAACUAGAUGGCUACAAAGCUGAUGAUCCCACUAUGGGUGAGGGACCGGAUAAGGCCCGCUCCCAGCUGCUGAUUCUGGACAGAGGAUUUGAUCCUGUGUCUCCACUGUUACACGAGCUAACAUUCCAGGCCAUGGCUUAUGACCUGUUGCCCAUCGAGAACGAUGUCUACAAAUACGAGACCACCGGAAUGGGAGACACUCGUAUGAAGGAAGUGUUGCUAGAUGAGGAUGAUGACCUGUGGGUCACACUCAGGCACAAACACAUCGCCGAAGUCUCUACGGCUGUGACAAAAUCGCUAAAGGAAUUUUCUUCUAGUAAAAAGAUGAACACAGGAGAGAAGACCACCCUAAAGGAGCUCAGUCAGAUGCUGAAGAAGAUGCCGCAGUACCAGAAAGAGCUUAGCAAGUACUCUACUCACCUGCACUUGGCAGAGGACUGUAUGAAGCACUACCAGGGAACAGUGGACAAACUCUGCCGUGUGGAGCAGGAUCUGGCCAUGGGCACAGAUGCAGAAGGUGAGAAGCUCAAAGAUCCCAUGAGAGCGAUCGUGCCAGUCCUUCUGGACUCCAGCGUCACCAUCUUUGACAAGAUCCGUAUCAUUCUCCUCUACAUCUUCCUCAAAAAUGGUGUAACUGAGGAGAACCUUUGUAAACUUCUUCAGCAUGCACAGAUCCCUCCAGAGGACAGUGACAUCAUCUCCAACAUGGCUCAUAUGGGAGUGCCCAUCAUCACAGAACAAUCCACAACACGAAAGAAGAAAGCUGAUCGUAAGGAACGAAUCAGCGAGCAGACCUACCAGCUCUCCAGAUGGACUCCUCUUGUGAAAGACAUCAUGGAGGAUGCUAUCGAAGACAAACUGGAUCCCAAACAAUAUCCGUUCAUCUCUACCCGGACAGCCUCGUGCAAAACCACAACGGCUACCAGUGCACGGUAUGGAAACUGGCACAAGAAUAAAAGUCCAGGAGAAAUGCGAACAGGUCCUCGGGUCAUCGUCUUCAUCAUCGGGGGCAUGACUUACAGCGAAAUGCGCUGUUCCUACGAGGUCACGCAGGCCAACGGCAAAUGGGAGGCUCUUAUUGGCUCUACACACACAAUCACCCCCAUUAAGUACUUAAAGGAUCUGCAGCACCCGGACUUCCUGGACCCUAACGCAGCUCCAGAGGACCAGGUCACUGGUGAUGACUGAGACACUUCACUAUCUUCACUAGUCUAUCCAUCAGAAAGAGUGGAGUCCUUAGAUCCUUUAUUAGCCCUUAUCCACUGACAUGGUGCUGGUGUGUCAUUUUGUCCAAAAUAAAAGUGUAACGUUUUUUUUUCUUUAUUUACAAUUUUCCAGUGAUGUUCAAGGAGACAUUAAUGAGAAAGGCAAUGUGGGGACAGACCACAAUGCAGCUAACUAUUUGCACUGAUUUGUGGCAGAGACCCGGUUCAGCUAGUUAUAAGCUAGCUCUAAGACAUGAUGUGUAGUUUUAUUAACCUAUAGGCAGACAGGCAGGCAGGCAGUAGGGUCGAAAUUAAAGUCAGUAAACCGGCCAGGCUCAGAUGAGGCACAAACUUUGUAAAUAAGGCUUAGACGUUGUGUUGUUUAUAGUACUUAAGUAAAAAGAAACACAGCAUAAUACUGUAAGUUAAUAUUAAUUGCAAAAAUAAGUAAUGUCAGUGUGAAUGAAAGUCUCUUUGAAAGUGUGAGUGUUUGUGAGAUUAGAAACAGGUAAGUAGCGCUCCACAGACUGACUAACGCAAACGUAUCAGCUGUGUUCUGGUGUUGCAUUCUGGGUAGUGUGGUCCGUGGCGGCCAUGACCGCAGGGUGCAGGUUGUUCUUUGAGAGUUCACAGACAGUUUACAGGAACGAACCUCCACAGAAACAUUUAUUUCUUGACUUUAUGUUAGCAACAACAUCGUCAGUGAAGUGUCUCCUCAACUGUAGUUGUAAACAGACGAGAAUAUACGCCUGCAUUUUAAUCUAUCUAAGGCAAAUACUUGUAUAUACCGUAGAUGAGUGUCAUGGUGAUGCAAUUUCAUGCCCUGGUUUCAGGGUUGAUGACUAUCCAGUGUUUUUGAGUAGUUUUCUGAUAUUCUUUUAGCUGGAAAAAAAAAAAGUCCCAAGAACCCAAGAGGAUUGUUUAGUUAAACACAGCUUUCAUCUCUCUUGAAUAUGCAGCACAUAUACAGACAGCAUUGUGUUUAAUGUAAGACAAAAUUAAAAGUACAUGAAAAAAGGGUGAAAAUCCAACUUUUAUUAUUAAUUACUUUUACUCAAAGUAUUAUUUAAUUUUAUUUAAGAAAUCAUAGAUGGACACACGAACUCUAGCACUACGUCAAUGGAAAAGAGGUAUAAAUAUCCAACCCAUAGACGGACUCCAUUCUGGAGACAUAAAUAAUAAUUAAAAUUCUUUGAUGUUCAUUGAAAUGCUCUUUAAAAUAGUGAUUAUUCACAGCUUGUGUAGAUUUUUUUCCCUCUGAAGUUUACAUUUAAUCAUUUAUUAAAUGUAUCUGUGAGAUCUAUUGAGGUGUCUGUGUGUAAAAAAGCUCUCGGACAAGCUCUCGUUUUUCAUGCAGUUACAUAACUCUUCACGUAGGGUGAAUCAAUACUACCUCCACUUUUAUCUCAAAAUAACAAUUCAGCUAAAUACAGUAUAUCAGUGUAAUGAGGUGAGCAAUCGUACAUCAGUCGAGUUACUCAGUAGAUGAGUAACAUGGAUAGAUAUCUAGAAGUGUCAAAUUAUAUAAUAUAUCUUAUAGUUUUAAAUUAAAAAGUGUGUAUUUUGGGCCACUACAUGAUCCAGUAUAUGAAGAAAAACAAGUGAAAAGUGAAUUAUUUAAAUUUAAAAAAAAUUUAAUUAUUAGUAAAAAACAAAAUUAGAUUUUUAAUCGGAUAUGAGAAAUUACUCAGAAUUUCAGUUAGUAAUUAAUUCUCAUGCAUUUCUUUUCCACCUUUAACUAAUUAAUUAAAUGCUUUACCGCAUUAUGUUCCUAUUGUCUGUGUUGUUUAAUGCAUUUAACACAUUAUUAUCCCCCUAAAUAUUAUCCCCCAUUAUUAUCCCCUAAAUAAUAUCUUUCUCAAUGUCGAAUGAUCUGCUUUGCAUUUUGUUGAUACUGUCUUUAUUUAUUUAAAGCAAAAAAGUGGUAAUAUUAUUGUGACGUAAUCAUCGAUCAGUAAUUAUAG
Molecule: messenger RNA, 3842 nt
Organism: Tachysurus vachellii
Lineage: Eukaryota; Metazoa; Chordata; Actinopteri; Siluriformes; Bagridae
Gene: stxbp1b
Product: syntaxin binding protein 1b
Exons: 19
Coding region: 53-1861 (602 amino acids)
Biological process (GO): intracellular protein transport; neurotransmitter secretion; vesicle-mediated transport
Cellular component (GO): secretory granule; plasma membrane
Molecular function (GO): syntaxin binding
Source: RefSeq, a predicted model, not a curated record